Messenger RNA from Magnolia sinica, 2080 nucleotides. Its product is annotated as F-box/FBD/LRR-repeat protein At1g13570-like. NCBI's taxonomy places the organism in Eukaryota, Viridiplantae, Streptophyta, Magnoliopsida, Magnoliales, Magnoliaceae. The transcript has 3 exons. Bases 407 to 1939 code for a protein of 510 amino acids. The record is from RefSeq and is a predicted model, not a curated record. Gene Ontology annotation, molecular function: protein binding.
UUGACCGUUAUCUACAAAUCAAACGGAUUUGAUGGUUCUACCCCUCUGAAUGGUGGAUCUUAUCCUGUUUAAUUUUGAGUGUUGCUGAAUACAUUCUAACAUCAAUUUGUUGACUACUGAUCAAAUGGCUAAGAUAUCCAUUACGAGCAUUUGUAGUACCAUUGCUGAUUUCCCUGGUCCAUCUGAUGAAUGGUGUAGAUCAUGGAUCAUUGUGGCCAUGUCUCCAAUUCUUUUGGGAGUUUUCACUUACACGAUCUCUAACUUCUUAUAUAAGCUUCAUUUUUUCCUUUUUCUUUAUUUUUUUGAUACCAUUAUUUGAUUAUUGAAUUUCAAUAAUCAGCAACUUCCUGUUGAUUUCCUUUGACGGAAGAGCUCAUGUAGAAAAUGUAAAGUAUAUAACAGUUGGAUGCAGAAGCCUUCCCAAACUAUGCCUAAAGCCUUCCCAAACAACAUGAACUCCUAUGAUAAAAUCAGCAAUCUACCUGAUAGUGUCCUUCACAACAUCCUAUCUUUGAUGCCUACCAAAUCUGCAAUUAGAACAAGCAUUCUAUCAAGAAGAUGGAGAUAUUUAUGGAGAGACCGUUCCAUUUACAUCCUUAUUCUAGACAAUUCUGAAGAAUUAGCAAGUAGCCGAUAUCCAGAAGAAUUUGUGGGCGCCAUCAAUCUCUAUGUAAACCUCAACCACGGUAAGGAGAUUGAGACACUCCAGCUAUUUUUCUAUCCCGGCGAUCAAUACGAAUCCGAUUACGAGAAAUGGAUCGAGUUUGCAGUAGAAGGGGGAGUUAAGGAGCUUGAUCUCGACUUCUGCCAUCUGUACUUACCCUUUAUUCUCAUAAGGGGACAACCUCUGGAAGAUCGGAAGCCAUUUAAACUGCCAUCUAAACUCUUUAGUUGUAAUUCUCUAACUCAUUUAAAUUUGAGUCGAUGCGAUCUCAACCUCCCAUCGAAUUUCAAUGGUUUUGGUUCUCUCAAAGUUCUCCGUCUUCAAUGGGUUAACAUAAACGAUGACAUGCUUCAAAGCAUGCUUUCCAAAUGCCCGAUACUUGAGAAGUUGAGUCUGAUCGAGUGUAAUGAUGUGACUUCGAUCAAUAUAUCCGCUCCAGAUCUGUAUCUUAAGAGCUUGAUGGUGGCCCAUUGCUAUGCUUGCGAGCUUAAGAUUUUCGCUCCGAAUCUCCAAUCCCUCCACUUCAAUGCUGAUGUUAAUGAAUAUUGGUUCAAUAACAUCUCAUCACUGGUGGAUGCCAUUGUUACUGCAGUAGGUACCAAUGCUUAUGAUUUCGACUAUAAUCGGACAAAGAUCUUGUCUGAAAUCCACCAUGUUAAGAUUCUUACAGUCUGCUCUAUGGUUCUUCUGCACAUUGUCCAAGCAUUAGCAGGAGAGAUUGAUCCAGAACAGGCACCAGACCUGCCUAUUACAUUUCACAGUCUACAAGAAUUGCAAAUGUUGAUAGCAUUCGUAGACGACUCUUAUCUCUCUGCCAUUAAUACUUUCUUCACACAUUGCAUUUUCCCUUGUCUAGAGAAACUCUUCAUCGAGCUUGAAAGACACUCUGAGAAUCCUUCAUAUGAACAUGUGGAAAUGCCGAUGGGGGGAUAUGUUUUCGAUCAUCUGAAAAUGAUAAAGUUUAAGAACUUCCAUGGGUUCAAUCAGGAAGUUCGACUGGUGGAAUUUUUCUUAGAGAAGGCUGUUGUACUCGAGUCUUUAGUUUUAGUAGCUCCUAAUGAAAGCAUCAACGACAACAUAGGCAACGAUUCUACAUCUCAAAGUUCAGGCGGUGUGUUUCCACCUUUCCACAAAAGAAAAAAGGCACCAUUGAGUAUUCUCCAUCAACAAAUUCUGCUAUUGCCGAAGGCAUCAUCCAAUGCUCAGAUUUUCUUGUAUGAAUACUCAGAGGAUGAUAGAAGUUUGCAACCAACGCAUACCGAAAUUUACUACUGAAUGUAACUUGUUGGAGUGCUUUUCUUGGUGUGUGAACAGAGGAUUGCAAGAUUUUAGUAGCUAAUCACUACUUUGCACUUUUACUGUUUUUCUUCUACAAUUACAAAUAUAUUUGUUUUGGGGGUUUGUGAUUUUUUUUUA